UCGUCGUCACUUUCGUCAGUCUUUGCGCGAAGCUUCUGAUGAGUGGUUGUUCGGGUCCCGUCCGUCGUUUAGUCGGUGGUGUCUUUUUGAGUUUUGAUUGCUUGAACACUAAUCUUGAAAGCUAGUGAUCGUCUUGUUGCCUUCUGGGAUAUUAUUCUAACGUUUUUUCGUACCUUCUGGAGUAGUGUUCGGAUUGAACAGUGGAAGUUUGCGUUAUAAAUCGAAGGUAAAUUGGAAAUUUUUGAUCAGGAAAUUUCCAAAUUUUAAUUGCCUUGGGCAGCAUUUUGAAAAUGGUGACGAAAUUUUUGACACCCGAAAACCGAAGUCGGAUGAAAUCGUUCGGAUCGCCCAGCGUUUGAAGGAUAAACGUGAUAUUGUACGAGUGUGUGCGUGCGUAACUGGAAUCACCAGUGGUUUGUUGAUGUUGUGUUUGUAUUUUAUACGCAUGUGAAGAUUGUCAAAACAGCCAAGAAGAAAACGCGCAACGACAAUAAUGAUGGGAAAAAGUUGAAGGUGUUUCGGAAUCAAAACCUUGUCGCGGGGUGUUGUCACUAAAGGCUUCGAGAGGUGAAAAAAUCAGAUAAAAUUUGGCAAUCAUUGUGCAUUCGAGCAAAAGUGGAAACCUGUCCAGGAGAUUGAGUGGUGCCCGGAGAAGUUGCCAUCGAUUGGAGAUACUAGAAAUUGAUUGGAUUUCACCAUUAAAUUGAAGCUUUCUACACAGCUGUUUUUGAUGAGGGAAAAAGUUGGUCUACAAAUUUGUGUUUUGAGGAAUAAGAGCUCGUUUCUGGAUAUGUUCCUAUGGUCGUGCCCAUCCAGGAUUUGAAUUGUGUGCGUUAAUAACGAAGAAGCUAAAAAAGGAGUCGAUAGCUGUUUUGCAGAACCCGACUUAAAAGGUUCCCUAAUGGAACAGGAUAAAUGUAGGACAUAAAAAGGUCCUUAAAUUGUCCUAACACCACUGGAAAUUGUGCGACAGCGUUUCUCCUGCGAAGACGAAAAAAGGGGCAUUAGUCAUUACUCAGAGCAAUCGCACCACAAGCAAGCAGAAGAUAAGCUGUAACCACGUGAUCUCAAUCCAUCCUCAAGGCAGUUUCCCUGUUCGCAUCGCCUCAUCGUUUAGUAUUCACAAUAAUGUACAUAGCGAAUCAGCGUCGGAAUCAGAAGCAGCAUUUCCGACGUCACAUUGGAUCAAACUGAUGCGAUGAGGUAAUACCGCAAACAUUUAGCAACUAUACUGCGUGUCCUCUAGGAGCACAUUACACAGUGACCUGAGUGUGAGCGGUGUGUACAGAAGACGAAGACUCCGAACAACGAAAAAACAAAACCAACAUCAAAAUAACACACGGAUUAAGCCAACCUAAACAACAUCACCAUUACGGCAUUACGGCAUUACGGCAGUCGUCGGUCGAAAAAUGAUUUCAUUUACGCAAAGUGUAAAAUCCAACGACAGAAACGACGACUGCAGUGGUAAUCACAACGAGGCAACACCCAAAUAAUCUCGCCACACAAGUGCAAGAAAGGUAUCAAAGCAUCACAAAUUAUCGCAGCAAUACCAGAUCAGGACGUGAUUCAAAGACAUUUACGCCGCAACGACGACCAGAAGAGGAAAGUACAAAUUUAGUUAGAAAUUCGAAUUAGAGUGGGAUUGAAACGAAAGCAGCAACAAGAAACGCCAUGGCGCCCAGUCAGAAAGUAACGAAAAAAUGGGAAAUUUUCGCUGGUCGAAACAAGUUCUACUGCGACGGGUACCUGAUGACGGCGCCAAACUCCGGAGUAUUCUAUUUUACGGUAGUGCUCAUAACCGGGACCAGCGGACUGUUCUUCGCAUUUGACUGUCCUUUCCUGGCAGAGCGGAUAACGCCGGCCAUUCCAAUCAUCGGCGGCAUCCUGUUUGUGUUCACGAUGAGCUCUCUCUUCCGCACAUCGUUCAGCGAUCCGGGCAUCAUUCCGCGGGCUUCCCAGGACGAGGCCGCCUACAUCGAGAAGCAAAUCGAAGUGCCAAAUUCGCUCAACAGUCCGACCUAUCGGCCGCCUCCCCGCACCAAGGAAGUCUUCGUCAAGGGUCAAACGGUGAAGCUGAAAUACUGCUUCACGUGUAAAAUUUUCCGACCACCGCGAGCUUCGCACUGUAGUUUAUGUGAUAAUUGCGUUGAUCGAUUCGAUCAUCACUGCCCGUGGGUGGGCAACUGCGUGGGAAAACGAAACUAUCGGUUCUUCUAUAUGUUUAUCGUCUCUCUCGCGUUCUUAGCAGUAUUUAUAUUUUCUUGUACAACAACGCAUAUAGUUUUGUUAUUUAAAGACGAGGAUCAAUUUUUUGACAUUGUCAAAAAGACUCCGUUUAGUGUGAUAAUAGCGGUAAUUUGUUUCUGUUCAGUGUGGUCUGUGAUCGGCCUGGCCGGCUUCCACACCUACUUAACCACCAGCGAUCAGACAACGAACGAAGAUAUCAAAGGUUCUUUCACCUCCAAAGGGGGCCAACAGGCAAUCAAUCCCUACUCGCAGGGAAACAUUUGUUUGAACUGUUUUCACAUUCUUUGUGGACCGAUUACUCCAUCGCUAAUUGAUAGGCGAGGGAUAGUGACGGACGAGUAUCGGACGCAGAUGCAGGCACCCGAUAAAUACAAUAGCGCACCGGUGCCGCCGCUGGUCGUCAUGCAACCUGGACUGGAUCCACAGAACAAACCGUACAGUUUAGAGAGUGAAACACAAAACUCUAGUGCGGGCGUAUUUCGACAGCGGAGCUACGAUAACUUACAGAAUGAGAAAUCCAACAGCAUAGCGCACCUAGUGGAGAACGAGGCUCCGCUGUCCAACACCGGUAACAUAUCGGCCAUUGAAGAUACCACCGCAACUACCCUAGUGAUGGACGAUGAUACGAUCGUCGAGAUAGAGCCACCGAAGAUCGUCAAUUUGAGCGGCAGCUAUAACAAUCUGUUCCGAGAAUCCGUUAGUGGGGGAAAGCUUACCGCUGCCGAUAGCGAUAAGAUGCAGAAUGCCGAUGAGAUUAUCAACGCGAGUGAUCUUAUGAUGGUGUCCAGUGUUAGUGGGCACGAAAAUGUCUACAGCAAUAUUCCGUCUGGAUCGGGGACGAUCGGCAAUGGAGCGAUCGGGUCGCCCAAAAGAACAAGUUUGAACAAUGCGGGAGGGCGCAUUACCGACAAUGGUAAGUCGAAUGAUCCCAAUUUGCACGUCUAUUCCAAUAUUGGUAAUGGCAGUCACACUAGCAACGGAAACCUAGUUGGUCAACGACACAGCGCUUCCAGUGGAAGUAAUUUCCACCACCUACCGAAUAGCAAUAGUGUUAAUAACAAUUUUAGUCCAGUAGUUGAUGAUCAGUCGCUGCUGAAUUCCUCAUUCAUCACUAAUGACCUGGACUUGGAUGAUCCGGUGAUGACGAGUGCGUUUGCUAGUAAAACGACGGCGUCAUCUGGUGGCAGUCUGAUCGACAGUGGGCCAUCAGCAAUGGUUACAACUCCUUCGUCCCAUUUACCAUUACCCCCGCUCAAAAGCUCACAGCCCAUUACGGCUAUUGAGAUGAAGAAUGUGAUUAAAACGUUGGAUCCCAGUGUUAUAAUCCAAGCCGCGGGAGGAGGGACCAAUGGAAACAAUGGAACAAUUGCUAAUGGAAGUAAUCACAGCAGCAAUAGCAACACUAACAUCAACAGUAAUAGCAUCAACAAUAAUACCAAUAGCAGUAGCAACGGCACAAGUAGCGGGUUCAUCACCAGCUCAAAUCGGUUGCGAUUACUUCAGGAAUCGACCAUGAUCGAUACAGCCCUAGAUCUGGACAGCUUGGAUGGUUCGAUAGGGAACAACUCCCAAUCCUGUCUAGUGAAAACAGCUAUUGUAUGAUAAGUCCUGUAACACUUCGAAACUUCCCUUCCGUUCGUUCUUGUUAGUCUUGUACUUGACUGUUACGACACGUGUAUACUGUAUCUUUACUAUACAACUAUGAAAUCGUGUAACUUUUCAACCGAAUAUUCGUCGAAACCACAAAUGUGUGGGACUCAACAUUUAAUAUCUUAACAGAGAUGAUAGAAACUCGAUGGCACAAAACACUAACCCUACUUAACUGUCUAUCUACCACGCCAAGCAGUGGUAGAACCAAUAACUGUAGCAAAAUUUUACCAUAGAUGGUAUGUAAAAGUGAUAGCACAAGGGGUACAACUCUUGCUCUUGAAAUGAUAGAAUGCUUAAGUGCAUAACACCGCCGAAGUAAGGAUUAUACAGCUGUACAGAUAGCCCUCCAUAUUGGUGUAAAAUGAUUCGAAAAACGAAUUUGAUGAUAGAAAUGAAUGCGCGCGCGAUGGAGCAGCGAGUGAGAUUUAGUAGUGUAAUAGCGGAUAAAAAGUAUUUUCCUGUACAUAUUGGAAUGGUUAUUUUUGUGAGUGUAUAAAAGGCAUUCAAAAGAAGAAGCACAAUUAGGGAGUAAACCGCAUUGUUAUGUUAAUAGAUAUUUGAUGUCAAGGGCAGAACGAAAGAUUGCAAAAUGACGUAAUAAAAUGCAAUUAAAAUGUC
Messenger RNA from Aedes aegypti (yellow fever mosquito), 4515 nucleotides. It is a transcript of the gene app, whose product is annotated as palmitoyltransferase app. Gene Ontology annotation, cellular component: Golgi apparatus; endoplasmic reticulum. Lineage: Eukaryota; Metazoa; Arthropoda; Insecta; Diptera; Culicidae. Gene Ontology annotation, molecular function: protein-cysteine S-palmitoyltransferase activity. The record is from RefSeq and is a predicted model, not a curated record. Gene Ontology annotation, biological process: peptidyl-L-cysteine S-palmitoylation; protein targeting to membrane. The transcript has 10 exons. The coding region runs from base 1672 to 3849 and encodes 725 amino acids.